Molecule: messenger RNA, 1121 nt
Organism: Gastrolobium bilobum
Lineage: Eukaryota; Viridiplantae; Streptophyta; Magnoliopsida; Fabales; Fabaceae
Product: large ribosomal subunit protein uL2z
Exons: 2
Coding region: 61-846 (261 amino acids)
Biological process (GO): cytoplasmic translation
Cellular component (GO): cytosolic large ribosomal subunit; ribosome
Molecular function (GO): RNA binding; structural constituent of ribosome
Source: RefSeq, a predicted model, not a curated record
CCCUAAUCUCUGAGCUCUCCUUCCAUUGGCGCGGCACAGUUAGAGUAGAAGUUGAUCGGGAUGGGAAGGGUCAUUCGCGCUCAGCGUAAGGGUGCUGGGUCGGUGUUCAAGUCCCACACUCACCACCGCAAGGGUCCGGCGAGGUUCCGCAGUUUGGACUUCGGUGAACGAAACGGUUACCUAAAAGGUGUGGUCACCGACAUCAUCCACGACCCAGGUCGCGGUGCCCCCCUUGCGAAGGUCACGUUCCGCCACCCGUUCAGGUACAAGAAGCAGAGUGAGCUGUUCGUCGCCGCCGAAGGCAUCUACACCGGCCAGUUCAUCUACUGCGGUAAGAAAGCCACCCUCGUCGUCGGUAACGUCUUGCCACUCAGAUCCAUCCCCGAAGGUGCUGUCAUUUGCAACGUCGAACACCAUGUCGGUGACCGUGGUGUAUUCGCUAGGGCUUCUGGUGAUUAUGCUAUUGUUAUCAGCCACAACCCCGAUAACGAUACCACUAGGAUCAAGCUUCCUUCUGGUUCAAAGAAGAUUGUGCCAAGUGGGUGUAGGGCUAUGAUAGGGCAGGUGGCAGGUGGUGGAAGAACUGAAAAGCCUCUUCUUAAGGCUGGUAAUGCUUACCACAAGUUUAGGGUGAAGAGGAAUUGCUGGCCUAAGGUACGUGGUGUGGCUAUGAACCCAGUUGAGCAUCCUCAUGGAGGAGGUAACCACCAGCAUAUUGGGCAUGCUAGUACUGUCAGGCGUGAUGCUCCUCCUGGCCAGAAGGUUGGUCUCAUUGCUGCUAGGAGGACUGGUCGUCUCAGGGGACAAGCAGCUGCUACUGCUGCUAAAGCUGAUAAGACUACUUGAAGAGAUUGUUAGGAUUUUCAUUGAUUGCAAGUUUUCAAAUUUUGUUUCUUUCAUAGUUUAUGUUGAAUUGUUUGGGUACUAUUUUGAGAAUCGUUUCCUUCCCAUAAAUAUGAAGAUUUUAAUUGACAGUAUUUUAUAUUUGUUUAAGAUCUAUUCAAACCUGCUGUUAAUUGAUUUCCACUAGUUUUAGUGCUUGAAUUUUAUUUUAUUUUUUCGACCACUACAGUAGUACCAUGCCAUAUCUAUAAUUAAAUUCAAUUGUUAGGCUGGUCUGC